UUUACGAAUUUGGAAGACCGUUCAAAGGACAAACAUUUACUAAUUAAGCCCCUUGGUUAUGGAACGAUUCCCAAUUUCCAGGCUCGGGAUCCCAUUUCUCCUGAUGCACAAUCAUGUAAGCAACUAACUACAUCCCUUUCCGUUAGGAGUGCACUUACAGCGUACCAUCUGAAAGUAAGCAUGAAUGCUUUGGCCGCUUUUAUGUCCGCUGAAAAGAGAGAAGGAAAAAUAGAAGAGGGAGAGUGUCGAUAUCGUGCAUCGGUUGUGGGUUCACACCGCAGACUUGCUGUUAGCUCGCUAGAAUUACGAGAUGGCGAUACGCGAGAUCCGCCGCCACAUUUGGCAAAGGACGAUGAUUUUGAACUGCCACUGGGUUCAAUUAGUCCAUCCGACCUUCUUUAA
Molecule: messenger RNA, 402 nt
Organism: Protopolystoma xenopodis
Lineage: Eukaryota; Metazoa; Platyhelminthes; Monogenea; Polystomatidea; Polystomatidae
Source: the annotation of a GenBank genome assembly